Molecule: messenger RNA, 4146 nt
Organism: Closterium sp. NIES-65
Lineage: Eukaryota; Viridiplantae; Streptophyta; Zygnematophyceae; Desmidiales; Closteriaceae
Source: the annotation of a GenBank genome assembly
AUGGUGGUCCAGAAAUUGCGCAACGCCGGUCACUCUGGUUCGUGCCUCUCGGGGCCGAGAACUGCGGAGGCGAAGGCGUCGCGGGUGCUGCUGUGCCUGGUGGCGGCCUCCGUGCUCCUCGCGCUGCUGCCCUGCGCGGUUCACUCCGCCGACUCCGCCAACGUCUCAGCGGAAGAAGCGGCGGCAGCAGCGGCGGCGGAAUCCGCGAGGGCGACAGCGGAGGCGGUGGCGAAAGCAGCGGAGAGCGCGGCGGCCAAGGACGAGGCCGCGGAGAAGGCGGCGGAGGAGGCGGCGACGGCGCGCGAGGGGGAUAAGGGCGCGGAGGAGGAGGCGCAGAGCCCGAUCCCGCCGGCGAUAGCGCAGGCGGAGAAGGCGGCAUCCGACAUUGUGCCCGACGGAGCGUGCAAGAAGGAGAUCGCGGAGUUCUGCGGCGAUCUGACGGUGGGCAAUCGGACGGUGGAGAGGUGCCUGACGGGGCAGGUGCAGCUGCUCAAAUCCAAGGGCGGACAAGGGGCAGGGAGCAUAUCGCCCGGAUGUCUACAGGAGGUAUACCAGUUCAAGAUAGAGCUGUACAAGAACAUCUCCCUCAACAACGACAUGGGUCACCUUGGCUCUUGCCUCUCCACUCUUUCCCCCCUCAUUGCCUCUCUCGCCGCUGCCCUCCCGCCCUUCGCCCCUGCGCGCACUGCCCUUUCCCCAUGGAUGGUAGCGGAGGCGUGCAGGGGAGACAUACAGCAGUAUUGCAACGACGGCUUCCUCUACCCCGAACCCGGCAACGUCCUCGCCUGCCUCAGGUGCACCGAGCCCGCAUGCCUGCCUCAGGUAUCAUGCUCGCUGGCAUCAGGUGCAAGAGGCCACAGGCCCGGUGCCAUUCCAGGUGCGCCAUGCCAUCUCAACGUCUGCCAUUCUCCCAUCGUCCCUUGCUCUGCCCACCCAUCUCUACUUCCCCACAACACCCCUCUCUCAUCCGCCCAUCCCCUCUUCCUCGCUGCACCCUCCCGCCCUCACGCUGCUCACAGGGAGACGCGGGGGGCGGGGAAGCUGUCGGACGGGUGUGGGGAGGCGGUGUUGGAGGCGGAGGAGGAUGCGGCGGGGGACUUCCGCAUGGACCCGCAGCUGCACGCCCUCUGCUCCAACGACGCCGCCCGCCUCUGCAAGGACGUCGCCCCGGGGGAAGGCCGCGUGCAGGACUGCUUGCGGCAGCACCGCAGCAGUGUGAACUGGGACUGUCAGGCGGAGCUGUUCCGCCAGGAGGUGGAGAACGCCGAUGACAUCCGCCUCAACGUUCGCCUCUUCAAAGGUGCCUCCUGCCCCUCGCCCCUCACUCCAUCAGCCAUGCCCCACACUACUCUGCCUGUCAACCCGGCUACCACACACACGCCCCUUCCUGCCAACUCCCUCCACUCACCAUUCACUCCCCCCCAUUCCCCUCCCCCCAAUUCCUCCUGUGUGGCACACAUGGGAGCAGCGUGUCUGGAGGACAAGAGGCGGUUCUGUGCGGACGUGGUGCCGGGGGAUGCACGCGUGAAGGACUGCCUGGAGGCACAUCGCCGUGACUCCGACUUCUCCACACCCUGCAAGGAGGAGGUGGAGAGGAUGAUGGAGCACCGCGCGUCGGACUUCCGCCUUGACCCCGGGCUGCGCAAGUACUGCCACCGUGACAUUGUCGAGGUCAGGAGCUGGGGGGGGGGCAUGGCAGGGGGUAAUGGCAUUGGCAUGGCAGGGCAUUGGGAGGGCAUGGCAGCGGAAUGUGAGGGCAUGGCAGCGGAAUGGGAGGGCAUGGCAGCGGAAUGGGAGGGCAUGGCAGCGGAAUGGGAGGGCAUGGCAGCGGAAUGGGAGGGCAUGGCAGCGGAAUGGGAGGGCAUGGCAGCGGAAUGGGAGGGCAUGGCAGAGCAAUGGAAAGGCAGCAGAUGUGCCCUGGAAACGUGCUACCCGGAUGCGGACGACAUAAGCGACGUGGCAUCAUGGGACAGCCGUGUGAUAGAGUGCCUGCAGGACUACCGGCGGGAGCUCAAGGACCCGCGGUGCCGCCAGCAAGUGCACCUGCUCACACAGCGCGCCGCUGAGGACAUGCGCUUCGACCACCCUCUGCAGCAGGCCUGCCAGGGUGAGCGCUGCACUCGCGUGGGUGGGCUGUGCUCGCUACGAAGGUGCAUGCUGCAGCACAUGUGUCAGGGUGAGGGGCAGGGCGGGAAGAGGGGAAGAGGCGGGGUGGGUGGGACGAGAGGGGUUGAUGUGGGUGGGGUUGUGCUCUCGCAGGCGAUGCGGGACAAUGAUGGCCUCUUCCUUGCCUCCAUCUGCAACCCCCCCUCCCUUGUUCGCCUCCUCAAACGCCCUCUGCCCCUCUUGCCUUGCCGCAACUGCCCUCUGCCCCUCCUUCGUCCACAUCUCACCCGUUCACUCCAUGCACAUGCACGGUGUGCAGAGGACCGCGAGGUGGUGUGUGCGGGGGUGCCGGACGGCAACGCGCGGGUGUUCAUGUGCCUGCAGGAGAACCGCCAGAAGCUCAAACCUGUCUGCCGCACCGCUCUCUUUGAGCAGGAGAUCCGGUACGCGGAGGACAUCGACUUCAAGUUCCCCAUGCGCCAGGCGUGCCAGGACGAGCUGCUGCGCCUCUGCAAGGACCAACACGGUGGGGGUGACACGAUAGCAUGUCUACAGAAGCACGAGGAGGACGAGGACAUGGGCGAGCAGUGCAAGAAGGAGGUCAAGAAGGACGAGGAGCGCAGCGCUCAUGACUUCCGGCUGAACUACAAGUUGAACCGCGCAUGCUUCAGUGACGUGCAGCGCCUGUGCAUGCACUCGUGCGAGCCCAGGAACGACUCCUUCACCGCCGCUGCUGCCCCCUCGGGCGACCAGUGUGGCGGCCGCGUGUUGCAGUGCCUCGCGGCCAACGCGUCGCUCAUCAGCAGCCCCGAGUGCAGGGAGGAGGUGGCGUACUUUGAGCGGCGCGAGGUGGGCGAUAUCAUGCUUGACGUGCCGCUGCAGCGCGCCUGUGUGGACGACAUCGGAGCGCUGUGCGGGCUGCAGCGCGACCACAGCAAGGUGCUGUCGUGCCUGCGCCAGCACCGCGCACAGCUGAAGCCGGAGUGCCGGGACGAGGAGCUGAGGUUCUCAGCCAUGGAGGCAUCGGACAUCCGCCUCACGCCCUCGCUCAUGAACGCCUGUGGGCUCGAGCUACAUGCCUUCUGCCGCGGCGUGCCGCCCAGCGAGGGCAAGGCGUUCCGCUGCCUGCAGACCAGCCUGGGCCAGGAGAGCAUGGGGGUGGCGUGUCGCUCUGAGGUGGCACUGCAGACGGUGCGCGAGUCACAGUUCUACCUUGCUGACGUGGCGCUGGCGCUGCAGUGCCAGGUGGACAUUGCCAAGACAUGCAGCGCGGCGGCCAACAGCACGGCGGACGGCGACGGGGAGGUGAUAGCGUGCCUGGUGCAGCACUACGAUGGGCUUUCGGGGAAAUGCCAGACCGAGGUGGCAUACCUGGUGCGCAUGGCGCUGUGGGUGUACCACCCCGCCAACAACCUCACCAUGCCGUGCGCAGCUGACGUCGCCGCCCUCUGCCCCAACGCCACCUCCACCAGCUCUGCCUUGCAUGCGGCGGCGGGAGUGGUGGUGGCGGCGGUGGGGCAGUGCCUGGUGGACCAGCCCUUGGCCAAGCUGAGCAGCGAGUCGUGCCGUCAGCUGGUCGCCGUGGUGGGCGUGGCGGGCGCACAUGUGGGCGGGGUCGUGGAUGAGGCCCGCCUCGAAGCCACUCUCGCUGAGAUUGCUCAGGUGAUGAGGCUGGUGCAGGUGACGCUGGUGCAGGUUGCACAGAUUGCACAGCUCCUGGUACUAUCAUUUCUGCCUCACUGUCCCACCUCGCCAUUGCUCCCCACCUUUGCCCCUUCCUCUCUUCUCCACGCCCGCACUUGCAUUUCUCCUGUACUGCCCAAUGCUCUGAACGUGCAGCUGGGGGCGUUGGAGCAGCAGCAGCAACAGGGGGAGGCGGGCAGCGUAGUGCUGACGGGGUGGACGGCGCUGCUGGCAGUGCUGGCGCUCUCCAUGCUGCUUAUUGGUGCUGGCAUCUAUGCUCACCACCACUUCUUCAGCCCCACACGUGACUACAGCUUAGUUGUGCAGGAGGGAGGUGUCAAGGAGGGGGAUGUGUGA